Symsagittifera roscoffensis is the source of this 1152-nucleotide messenger RNA. RefSeq names its product UDP-N-acetylglucosamine transporter-like. The transcript has a single exon. The record is from RefSeq and is a predicted model, not a curated record. Bases 1 to 1152 code for a protein of 383 amino acids. Gene Ontology annotation, molecular function: pyrimidine nucleotide-sugar transmembrane transporter activity. Gene Ontology annotation, biological process: pyrimidine nucleotide-sugar transmembrane transport. Lineage: Eukaryota; Metazoa; Xenacoelomorpha; Acoela; Convolutidae. Gene Ontology annotation, cellular component: Golgi membrane.
AUGAGUUCUAACUCGAAACACAUCGAAAUUAGAAUUCUGGAACCAGAUGAAAAGGAAGAUGCUACCCGAAACGUCGUCUUAUUUCUCGCUUUGACCGUUUUGACCGCAGCUGCCGAUAUUUUGAUCAACCAAUCAAGAAAUUCGAAAGAUGAAAAAGAAGUCAAGGUUGAUUAUGACCCAGCUGUAAUGGUUUUUCUGAUCGAAUUUAUCAAACUUGGACUUAAUUUCUUAUUACUUUCUGUGUGUCUGAAAGAUGUGAAGCGAGCUGUUGAAGUAUCGAAGUAUGAGAUUUUCUCAAAUUGGGUUGAAACGUUCAAGUGUUCAGUGCCUGCUUUUAUUUACGUCAUUCAGAAUAACUUGUCGUAUUUGGCCUUGACCUAUCUUGACCCUGGCACUUUUGAGAUUACUUUGCAGCUCAAGUUACUAACUACAGCUUUAUUAAUGAGACUGAUUCUAGAUAAAAGAUUGAACAUAUAUCAAUGGGCUUCGUUGACUAUACUGCUUAUAGGUGUAUGUAUAGUUGAAUCAGAGGAGUUUGGACUUUUUAAUGAAAAUUUUUCUCUGAAAGAGGCGAAAGGCGCGGAACAUUUGCUAAUAAAAAGUAGGCUGAAUGCAACUUCAAAUAUUUUAUCAGACCAGAAAAGCGGCAGUUUUAACUUCAUUAAGGGCGUGCUAGCGGCUGUUUCGAUGACAUUUAUGUCGGCUUUAGCGGGAGUUUACUUUGAAAAAUUAUUGAAAGAGACAAAAUCUAAAGAUUCCACGACGAUUAGUGGCAAAAAUAGAAAAGGCUCCGAGGCUACUGGUGUGAAUAAAUUGUGGAUUCGAAACAUCCAAAUGUUUCUUUUCUCAGUUCCCAUCGCUUUUAUUGGGAUAGUUUUGAAGCGUCAGGAUAGAAAAUCUACCGAUUUAUUAGAAGGUUUCGAUUUUCUGGCCUGGCUUGUAGUUGCAGCUGGAGUGUCAGUGGGACUGACAACAAGUUUGACCUUGAAGUAUUUGAAUAAUAUUUACAAGAAUUUUGCGUCUUCAGUUUCGAUUGUUCUGGCUUCUUUGAGCGCGAUGUUUUUUGCUGGGAAAGAUUAUGGGAUCAACUUUUUCAUUGGUAGUACUCUAGUUUUUGGAUCACUUUUUAUGUACUACAGAAGUGGCAGAUAA